AUGAAAGAAGAUUACUCUGGGCAGGUAUUGAACUUUAUUAUUUUUAGAGUGUAAUGAAAUUACACACAUCCAUAGUGAGAGCCUUCAUGUUUUAAGCAGUACUUUUGGUUCAACAGCGAUUCUUUUUUGGAUGCUUUGAAACACUGUCAAAAUUUCUUUAACAGAUCUGCACCAUUUGCGGAAGCGCCGCGGAUGGACUUCAUUAUGGAGCUAUUAGCUGCCGCUCGUGCAACGCUUUCUUCCGCCGAACAGUUGUCGAAAAAUCGGUAUUUUUUCUUACAUCUCAAAGUCUGUGAAAAAUAUACUAAGCACAAAUUUUUUCUGCGUGAAAAGAUCUUGUGACUCAUCAGAAGCUAAGGUUUUCUCAUUAUUUUUUUUUGCGGAAGGAAAACAUAAGAUUGCAGGAGAUAAUUGGUAAUUUUGUACCUUCUGUCAAGCAAAAAGGUUGUUUUUUAUAUUGCAAUAUUAAAAUAAAGUAAUUAGGAGUUCUAACAAUGUUCUCAAAGGAAAAUUUUUUUCUCAAUCAUGAAUAAUAAUUUGAAAAUUGAGUUGAAUUUUUACGAUGUAUUUUUAGAAAAAAAGCCAAGAUAAAAUGAAUUUAUCGAACGAAUUCUUAAAUUUCAAUUAAAAACAGCAAAAAAAUGAAAUUUUUCCUCCAAAAACCUUGGCUCAAAGACUAGAGCGAUGACUGCAUUUUAAAAAAGAAAGGCUUCAGAAAAGAAUUUUUGCGAAUGAAUAAGUACCGUAUGAGUAAUAUUCAGUAUCGAUUUCUCCCUGUUUUUCUUUUUAAAUUCACUAUAUUCUGAUCUUACGAUUUUCAAAAGAGAAAAUUUGAGCUGCGUUAUCUACGUUGGAUCGGAGAUGACCCAUAGUCGAUUGAAGAGGAAAAAAGACACACUGGAGGACGUCAAGCCGAAAAUUUCUUGCCAGAUCAAAAAACCAACAAAUUUUUUGAAAUCUUGAUUUAGCCCAAUUAAAAAAGUCUCCGAGAUGCGAUAAGCAAAAAAAAACGUUUGUUGCGAAUAUCCCCGAGUGAAGCAUCACUUUUUUGACAACAACAGAUGGUUUUAAAAUUUUGCACCGACUUAUGACCACUUCCGCGUUCUUUCAAAUCCAACAGUAAGCCCAAAGAAGCUUAUUUCAUAUGGAGUUUUUUGUGAGCGGUGUGAAAACUUCUUUUCAGUGGGAAUUGAGGAAAAUCUACUUGUCAUAUAAAAUUAAAAACUUGAGAGCCGAAAAAAAUUUGGGAGCGAACUCCUUUUUCGUUGAUGUUUUUAAACGAAGCUUUUUGAGAUUAUCAGCAUUCCGUGAGGUUUUUUUAAGAAAAUUUAGUGAUUGCUGUGUCAUUUUACCGUUUUUUUAUCAUGAAAAAAACAAAAAAAUGAACCCGCCGCAAGAAUGCAAUAAAUAGAGUUAUUUUUUUGUUAAGAAUGUGAAGGAGGAGACAAAAGAAAGCAAACUUGAAGGCAAACAUUAAUUUUAGCGGCUCUAAACAUGUUCUAAAUGAAAUAAGGUUGAUUGAGUUAUUUUUCCCAUAGCACGUUGUUGAGAAGUUAUUGAAGUUCAAGACCAAAAUUUUCAUACAGAACUGCUUUGAAAUCAUUUUUCAAACGCGGUUCUUGGCAGUUCAAUUCAAGCGACACCGACCAUUUCAAAAGCUCGGUCACCGCUGUUUUUGUAUUUACUUUACUGUUUUUAAUGCAAAAACAAAAUAAAUCAAUAAAUAAUUGAAAAAUAGAUAAAAAGAGCGACAAACGAGCAUGCUACGCAUUUUAAGUUGACUAUACAGUUAAAGAGAUAACCAUGUAAAAAGAAACGAUUCGUAUCACAUAGUAGGCAAUCACAGAUGACCCAGAUAAGUUACAGAAGUAUCAGUGCAAAGGAAACGGCAAUUGUACCAUCGACAUGGAGUUGCGAUGCGCUUGCAGAUCUUGCCGGUUCAGGAAGUGUCUUGAGGCUGGAAUGAAGACUACAGGUUUGUUCAGAAGUUUGUCUUUUUCAACCUUUUUUUUGCAAUCUUACACAGUUUACCGUAGCCACGUUUUCAAGGAGCGAAAAAAGCUUUGAGUCACAAAAAAAAAACGAAAAAUUAUUCCAGCGGUGCAGCCUCGUCGCGAUCCGACCGGAGCUCAGCGUGAUCGCAAAAAAAGAUUCGAAGUAUUCCCUAGCACGUCCUACAAAGAGACCGAAGGCUCAGACUUUUGUCCAGAGUAAUUCCUACCUACACCAUGAUUUAAAACUUUGAAACUUGAGUUACAGAACUCCGAGGAGUUCUGAGGUUCCUGAAUUCAGAUCUCCAAAAAACAGGCGGUUGUCGGACUCUCCUCGUUCUCUCGGAGUUAACAAUGAGGUUUUUGCGGGAGAACUUCUCUUUUCAUUUUGAUAAUUCUUUCAGAAUAAGCCUUCCGACGGGGAAGAUACCGACGACGAUCAAUUCGCCAGCACAAGUAACGAACAGGUCGGUUUUUAAUGUUGGAAAGACCUUAAAGACUUGUGCUGAGGCUCCUGAAUUCAGAUCUCCCUUGGCCUACCGGAAAUUUUGAGGAAUUAUUUUCUAUUCAGAUAUACGGAACAGUGAGCCCAAUGUACAAUGAAACGGAUCGAUGCGAGUUCCGAGAUUUGGUCAAUGCUUUCGCUGACCAUCAGCGCAUGAUGCAGCUGUCUUUCUCGACGAUUGAUCAGUUUCUGACCGAGUUGGAGAACGUAUGAAAUAUUUGAUGAUUUUCUCAAUUUUCUGGGAAGAUUCUAUGCUGAAUAAUGGGAUAAUUCAAGAGUUGUUUGUCGGUUUGUAGUUGAUCAAGGACGGCGCGUAGUUCAGCACGUUUUUUUUGUGGAUGUAGUAGACGAAAUUUGCUUAUCCCUGAAAACUCCUUCAUGUAGGAACGAAACGGCGCCCAGCUUGUCCAGGGCUAGCGGGCGUCAAAAUAUUCAAACUAAGUUAUUGUUUUCAAAUCUAAAAGUCAACUUAUUUUAGGGUCCUGUACUGCGGCCCAUGGUUCCUACCGAUGUAGAAAAGCUGAGUGAAGUCGAGCUGACCGGACUUUUUUUCUGGAUCGAAAAACUUCGCCCCUAUUCUGAUUUGCCCCCUGAAGACAAGGUGCUCAAUCAAAAAGCUGCUCCAUGUUUUUCACCAGUUGUCGUUUCAGUCUAACUUGCUGAAACGCUACUCUGUUCGCAAGCUCAGUUUGGAUCAUUUCUACAGCGCUUCAAAGAAUGCCUACCAUGUAAGUGGAUUUUUUCAUGAUUUUGAAUAAUCUCCGAAAUUCAUUCAGUGCAAGAGAGGCGAGUUCGUGAUGAACAACUAUACUUAUGUGCAAUACGGAAAGACUGGGUUCGAAAUGCCCCAUGAUGACUUCCAACAGAUCAGUGCCAAAAAAUAGUUUGUUUUAACUUUUAUUUCUCUGAUAAAACAUUUUCGCGUAAUUCAGAUUAAUUUUAGUUGAAAAAUCAGAUUGGCUAAAUGAAAUAGGGACGAAGCCAUGCGUCUGUUUUAUAUUUGACAGAUGAAAUAAUGGAAAGCCAUUCCAAGUUUUAUUUGAAAAUAUGUUGUGAAACUAUCAGAUGUAUUGGUUCGUCUAUUAUUCAUGAUGAUUUUCUUCAAACUCAUUUCGAGAAUUUUUGAAUAGUUCUCUAUAAAACAACCUGAUUUGUAAUUGUACCUACAAAUACGCAGAAACCGACAUUUUCGAGACUCAAGUUUAAGUCGAUUUUCAGUGCGUUCACUCAUACUUUCCAACGCUUCUGGACCAACGUCAUCUUUCCUUUUAUGCAACUCCGGGUGACUGACGCCGAGAUAACUUACCUCCAAAUGAUGCUCCUUUGGAGUCAAUCGAGUUAGUUCAUAAUUUGAUCUUCUUCUUUUCUUUUUGGAAUGAAUAAGAGAAAUUCGAAAAUUAUGUACUGUCGAAGAAGUAGGAAGACUGUAAUAAAUAAUCUAAAACAGUUGAUUUUUUGACUUUAUAAGUCAAUAUUGUUGACUUGACUUUUAGGUGAUUCCAAACGGUAUUCAUCCAUCAAAUUUGAGGGUCCAUACUGAUCUAUCUGAAAAUUUCAAAUUUCAGACAGUUGAAAUGUUUCACAUAUUCAUGGCUUUGAGUUUAACUAGUGAUUCUGUGGUCUUUGAAAAAUGUCGUUAUUUCAGACAGUGAACAUGUCACCCCGCAGACCAGAGAAAUAAUGAAAGAGCGGCGAAACUGGUGCAUGAGAUGCCUCUUUGACUGGUACGUCGAGCACCGCUUCGAAGAUCCAGGUCUCCGUUUCGGACAGAUGACGCUGAUGAUUGGGGAAAUCGAGGUAAAUUUCAGUUUUAUCAGAAUAGUUUGGAUGAAAACCUUGAAGAAUGGAGACAGCGUCUGAUGAAACUUUCUUGAAAUCAAUUUUUUUUCAAUACCCUUCUUCAAUUCCAAAACAGAAGAAAGUGCCAAGAAAAUUUCAGACAAUCUGCGAAAUGCAUUGCCAAGACUUCCUAGUGGCCAAACUUUUCGAUUUUUGUGACAUGGGAGAUUGCUGGUAGGAUAACAGCUUUUUAAAAAAUAAAAUCUUUGAAACCAGGUACGAAUCUUUGUGCUACACGUCGAUCAACACCAACACUCUCUAUUACGAUCCCAAUCUGUUCGAGAACUUGAAACGUUUUACCGCCAUGAGUAAGUUGACCUCUAAAAAUUAUACGCCGGUUAUAUUUUAUAAUUUUGCUUUUGGAAAUGCUUGUGUAAAUUGAAAGAAAUUGAAUAUUUUUUCACAGAAGCCGUCGAUUGCUGUCCGAUCAAUGCUUUCCACCAUCUGCGCGUGAAGGUGGAGUUUGCAUUGAAAGUUGCACGGCCUUUGCACUUUUUGCUUCUACUUUUCACUUUCGUUCUUCAUUCACCACGACUUGAACACUCUGGCUUCUCUGCACCCUCUUUUCUCUUUCAAGCGACGUUGCUAGUGCUUUAAAAUUCCCAACGAAAUUCAGAUUUAUUUUGACCCUCUGAAAAUAGUUCGUGCAGUAGAGCAACGACUGGAGCUCACAAAAGUUCGAGAAAAUAAAAUUCGUUUGCAUGAAAGAACUUGAAAACUUACAACCUGCUACUUUUUGCAUGCUUUUCUCUGAUAACGUCUCAUUUUUUCUAACUCAAGCCCUCUGUUCUGAAUCAGGUCUCAUUUGAUUCAACACUGGGAUUCUCGAAUUCCCUAUUUAAAAAAAAAACAACAGUUUACGGUAGCGACGGUCUGCCAAAAUGGCGACUUGAAGCCAAGAAACCAGCUUUUGACCGACUUUGGUUACCGUAUCCUAAGCAAACACUUUCCCCUUUUUUCUCACACUCAACCUGAAAAAUUUCACCGGCAUCGUUUAAAAUAUUCUUUUGCAGAAUGAACAAAUGGAAGCGUUCUCGAGACUUGCCUACUCUCCUCUGCAACGAGUACCUGAAGAAUAUUAA
Messenger RNA from Caenorhabditis auriculariae, 5417 nucleotides. NCBI's taxonomy places the organism in Eukaryota, Metazoa, Nematoda, Chromadorea, Rhabditida, Rhabditidae. The record is from the annotation of a GenBank genome assembly.